Molecule: messenger RNA, 4221 nt
Organism: Pygocentrus nattereri (red-bellied piranha)
Lineage: Eukaryota; Metazoa; Chordata; Actinopteri; Characiformes; Serrasalmidae
Gene: shisa3
Product: shisa family member 3
Exons: 2
Coding region: 858-1730 (290 amino acids)
Source: RefSeq, a predicted model, not a curated record
UAGCGUAUGAGGGGGCGUGGCUUGUAAAUGGGUGGAAAAAGAAAAUCGCCCUAUAACUAUGUUGCCUCGCAACGCGAGAUGCUAAGAAAGACUAGACCCGCCGUUACUUUCAUCUGAUCUGGAUGGUAUAAUGUUUUUAUGUCGCCCUCUUGUUCAUAUUAACAAAUACUGUGAACAUUUCAUGAGAUAUACGGCGUGUAUGAUCUACCAGCCAAUCCUAGUGCGGUAGGCGGGGCUUUGUCUGAAUACGGGUGAAAAACAAAAACCUAACAAUAACGACCUGGGGCCACUGAGCUACCACGCGAGUGAUGACGAACCCGCGAAAAAAAACUCCACAAAAAAGGAGCUCCAAUUCAGUUCGGCUGCAGCGACUCUGCACGAGCGAGCCGGAGAGAACAGGCGCGCGCAGGGAUUUACCUUCUGAUUCUUGGAAAACUGCAGCAAAGUUGGACUCGGGUUCACUCCGGACUCUCGGACUUUGAUGCGUUUCGAUGCCUGUAAAUCUCCGGAUGAGCCCGGUGAAGAUUUUACACCGUGACGCUUUUAAAGUGACUAUUUAAGAGGAACAUUUGACUGUUUUUCUUAGUUAUUCCACAUAUUCCAGUCCGAGGUGUUUUCCAGGCUGUUUGGAGCAGUUGUGUGUGUUUAUCCCGUGUUUUCGGCGCUGCCCUGAGCAGAGCUGAGUAUGAGAGCAGACUGAGCGCUGGUGCUGAAGAUGCGAAUGAAAUCCCGCGGCGCGGUGACCGCUGCACAGCCGGACUUUAUAAACUGUUUAUAAACUGGGCUUGUUAACCGCCUCUCUCCCUCUCUCUCUCUCUCUUUCUCCCUCUCUCUUUCUCUCUGUCUAUCUAUGCGCGAUGGCGCGCGUGCUGCACUGUCUCGUGCUGGGGUGCGUGUCCUGGACCCUGGGCGCGUCCGACGCUCGGGGCGAGUACUGCCACGGCUGGCUGGACACCAGCGGAAACUACCAUGAGGGUUUCCAGUGUCCCGAGCAGCUGGACACGGCGGCCGCGCGCGUGUGCUGCGGGACCUGCGCGCUGAGGUACUGCUGCGCCGCCGCAGGAGCGCGCCUCGACCAGGGCUCGUGCACGAACGACCGCGAGGCGGAAAACAGCGGAUACACAGCACAACCCAUCUACAUGCCUUUUCUGAUGGUGGGCUCCAUCUUCGUGGCGUUUGUGGUGGUUGCCUCUUUAGUGGCCGUGUACUGCUGUACCUGUCUGCGGCCCAAGCAGCCAGCCCAGCAGCCCAUGCGGUUCUCUCUGCGAAGCUGCCAGGGUGAGACCAUCCCUAUGAUCCUGACCCCUGGGGCAGCACCAACCAGCAUGCGCACUCCCUCGCGUCAGUCCAGCACGGCUACCACCAGCUCUAGCAGCGCAGGCGGGGGCAGCUCGCUGCGCCGCUUUUCUCUGGGCAGGGCUGAGCCCGGCCUCCAGCACAACCCACAGCAGCAGAUCCUGCUGGCCUCAUCCUCGUCCUGUAACACGGCUGCGUCCCUGGCCCCAGCCCAGCCAAUGCUGCCACCACCGCCUCCACCACCAUACUUCUCCCCACAGUGCCUACAGACAAGCCUCUCACAUUCACAUUCACACGCACACUCACAUGGCCACGGGCAGCUACAGCAGCACCACCAGGACUCCAGCUUCAUCCUGUCCCAACAGUACUUUUUCCCCCUGCAGCCAGAUCCCUUCAGCGGGAACAAGAACUUUACUGAUUUUGGCCAGAGUUGAACUGGAGCUGGAGUCCAGCACCAGUGAGGACAGAAAAGAGCUGGACACUGGAAUCUCUCUUUCUUUGAGUGCCUGGACUGGAAUAAACUUUUGCAGCCUGUGAUGUCAUUCACUUGUGCAUCAAGCAUGAGGACUUGAACAAAAGCAGUGAUACUAUAUACCACCCACAAGAACUUUCCUUCGUAGCAACUGCUGCAGGUUGGACAAACUUUUUAGAACAUUAACAAAAAUCCUGUUCAACAGAGUGAGAAAAUGUUAUAAUGUCAAAAUAUCUAAAAAUAAGAACACAUUUAUAGAUAUCAAAUUUCACAUGACAAAGCCAACUUACUGCUCUACUUCAUUACUCUAGGUUUUUCUUUGUUUUUUUUAGACUGGUCUUACAGGUCAGUUUUCAAGCUAGAACCACAAAACCUCGCAGGAUAGGAUCAUAGAGCCUAUAUAGAAAUAACGCUGCCGUGCUUUGGGACCAAUCACAUGUACAGUUUUUCCCAUAAGAAAUGAAUGAUGAUAUUUUGAAAAAAAAUCACAAAUCAUGUCCCAAAGGAUCUCCCUUACACUGCCCCUCACAGACUCACAUACAUACUAGCACCUGUAUAUACACACAUAUACACAUAUAGCCACCUGGGAUACCAUAGCAGCAGCCAAGUAACACCUUAGCAACCACCUGUGAAGAUAUCAAUGGCCAAGCUUCACUUCAGCAACCACCUGGGAUUUUUGGUCACAUCUUUGGUCAGGCCAACAUAAAGUUCAUUUAUAAACUUUCCCUUCUAGUUUCAAAUGAUUUUACCCUGUUUUUUUACGCUGUUAUGCCUUGUGCUGUGUAAGCUCAUUUCAGCAUUGUGGCAAUUUGCAGCCUGUCUAAUUUCUAAUAAUAAUGUCUAAUGAUCAGUUAGAACAUAAUCCAGCUCAGUAGCAUUUCAACUUGGAAACAUUAUGUAUAAAAUUUAAACAGCAACCUGAAAUUCAUUAGUUUCAAUGAGGUUUUUGCCAACAUUAGCCAAUUGUAAAGCUUGUCAACAACAAUGAUAAAUAAUAACAAUAAUAACAGUAAUAAAUAACAACAUCUUUAUUUAUAUAUGGUAACUCAAAGUGCUUCACAGACAGAUGUUUAAUAGCAAUAAAAGAAACUAAAACUGAGUUUGAUUUUCUUCUAUCAUUGUUACUAUUCUAUAAAGACGAUAUAAGAAAAUAUAAAUUAAAUAAAUGCAAGCUGAGUUUUCAUUUAAAGCACCCGAGACAAUAAAAGAUCAAAUAAAAAAUCCAAUUAGAAGCUAAAUUAAAGAGAUACAUUUUCAAAUGUUUCUUAGAAGUGUUUGCUAAUAAAAGAUGGAAUUGAGCUUCACAGUUUAACCAUGCAACAGUCGCUAUGAAAGAAUGCGUUAGUGGGCGGAGCACGGAGAGGUCAGUUGUUUACUUAUCAGUAACUGGAUCAUCCCUUUUACUCCACUGCAGGAGCAGUGAUGCUUCUCUUGGCAGGCCACAGUGUCGCUCACACACAUCAGAACUUGAAGGAAAGUGGUGAUGUGAUUGUGGUUGACAGAUGAUGCCGGAGAGCUGGUGAAACUGGCGGGAGGGAGAGGGGGAGAGAGAGAGAGGGGACGAGAGAGAGAGAGAGAGAGAGAGAGAGAGAGAGAGAGAGAGAGACAGAUAAAAGCACACAGACCUCUGUUUGCACCUCUUAAGUUCUAUUAAAUCGAUGCACUUUUCAUGUGUUUUUAUAAAAUGUUUUCUAUCUUUCUGGCAAACAAUCUUGUGUGCCAGAAUGCAAACCUUUAUGCCAUUGUUGGGACACUCAAGGAAAAGACUGAAGAAAGAAUGUAAGAAUGAAGACAUAUCAGGAGAAAUUAUUCUAUACAAUUAAAAAAUCAUUUACCGAAGAAAAGGAAAGAAACUAGGAAUUUAAACCUGUUGACAAUCGAGGAGGGUGCAGAGGAGAGAAGGACUUACUGGGAAAGGAGUGCCGGAUGCUACAUGAAAUGAGUUACCUGAGCAAGGCAAGCAGACUGUUCACAUGUGCAUUAAUGACUACAUAUAUUUUACAGCGCAUUACAUUCAUACAUUUGUUCUGUGAGAAAAGUAGCUACUAAUGUUGAGCCAUAUUUUUUAACAUUCCUCAUUCCUCCCUCAACUUCAACUGAGUAAGACACACAGCUACCUCUGGAACUGCUUUUUUUUGUCAGUUUGGAGGUCUGUCUCCAACUGUUUGUUUUUCCAUAAUCUGGUGUGGGUUUUUAAUAUCAUUUAACAUAAUUCAUAGAACGCUGAAUAAUUGCCAUAAUUGCUAUGGUUUCAGGUUGCAUUAACAGCACACACUCUCUGGUGGAUCUGUGGUCAGCACAAUGCUCCGAUUGGUCAUGUGUUACUGAAAUGUCUGACCAGCUGGGGCAGCGCAAUGAGCCAGAGAACAGUCUUUAGCAUGUACAGUCACAUACCACAACUGAGUAUUAAACACUAUUUUCUACAGUGUUCCAAAUAAAAUUCAAUGACCUUC